UCAGUACCGAUUUAAACAACGGGCCUGACCUAACGUAAGGAAAUACGGAGCGGUUUCUCUCAACAUGACAUCUCGCGUGGGUCCUAGAGCUGCUGCUACCAAUGGAAAUGACUCUAAACACAGAGAAAGGGUGGCCCCGCACUACCAAAUGAGUGCCUCCCUGAAGUCAGAGGUGCGGAAGUUAAAUUUGGUCCACCUUCUGAUCUGGCUGCUGGUUGCUGCGCAGGUGACUGUCAGCCACUUCAACCUGGUGUCACAUGACACCGUGUCCAUGCCAUACCAGUGGGAGUACCCCUACCUGCUCAGCCUCCUCCCUCUGAUCUGCAGCAGCCUGUCACUUCCAAAGAACAAUAUCAGUUACCUGGUCAUAUCCAUGAUCAGUGCAGGGCUGUUCACCGUGGCACCUCUUAUUUAUGGUGGAAUGGAGAUGUUUCCCGUAGCACAGCAGCUCUACCGCCAUGGAAAGGCCUACCGCUUCAUUUUUGGCUUCUCUGCAGUUACUGUGAUGUACCUCAUCAUGGUGAUUGCUGUUCAAGUGCACGCCUGGCAGUUAUACUACAUGAAAAAGCUGUUAGACUCAUGGUUCAACGCCACUGAGGAGAAGAAGAAGAAAUAAUGGAGUAAGGAAAGGUGUGACUGGGCAAAACUGUGUUUUUAUCUUAAAUUACACUCAUUCAUGUCCACUUAUUCAGUCAUCAAUAUCAUAUAACAUACCUUAGAAACCAGCGCUCUUACAUAGAUGUAAGAUAGCGCAAGAUGUACAAUUUAUGCUGAAGCAUUUUUUUUUUCGUUUUUUUUGGUUUUCACCAUUAUUGAUAAUUGUAAAUGGCAUUCAGUCACUCUGCACCCUCUUCAUCACUGAGUGUGGACUGCUGCUUUGCCCCAAACAGAGAAGGAGGUCAUCUAGAAGCAGGGCAUUGUUGUCAUCCCUAUAAAAAUGUUGCCAUGCUUUGAACAGAAUAGAUGUUGAGGUUUUCAUACUCAUUCAGCAGAGUGAAUGCAUGUUCCAACAUAUACAGUCCUGUGCAAAGAUCUAUAGACGUUAAGAUUCUUAUCCAUCAUGCAAUACCAUUCAGGAGGCAUCUACAAGAUGUCUUGCAACAGAUGGUCUGGCCCUCACAGGAGGCCUGAAUUCAGCAGUGAGUCAUUGAGUCUGGGAUCACAUGAAUAUGACAGAAGACACUGAGAGUGAAGAACUGUGGCAAGUUCUCCAAGGCACCUCAAACAACGUACCUGCCAAGUACCAUGAAAAACUGUAUUGUAUUUAGCACAGUUGAACAGUUCUGUGCAACUUGCCUAAAAAAAUGCCAAUAUAUAUGUUAAAGAAAGUGGUUUGCUUUUGCUGCAGAUAUGCUGAUGUUUUCCUCUUCAUUAAGUCUACCUCUUGCAAUAUCUUUAUCCUUUUUUUCCCCAGAUUUUAAACCAUUAAUAGAGAAAGGUGGUAAUAACAGCAGCUGCCAGUACUACUGUUCUAUUUUCAGGUAUUGUCAUUCAACAACAAAAAGUCAGCGUAUUGAGCUUGUGCACAUGAAUAAAAUAUGCAUUGGAAACCAAAUAAAAAUACAUGAAUGCUCCUCAA
Lates calcarifer (barramundi perch) is the source of this 1579-nucleotide messenger RNA. RefSeq names its product jagunal homolog 1a (gene jagn1a). Bases 65 to 616 code for a protein of 183 amino acids. NCBI's taxonomy places the organism in Eukaryota, Metazoa, Chordata, Actinopteri, Centropomidae. Gene Ontology annotation, cellular component: endoplasmic reticulum membrane. Gene Ontology annotation, biological process: granulocyte colony-stimulating factor signaling pathway; endoplasmic reticulum organization; vesicle-mediated transport. The record is from RefSeq and is a predicted model, not a curated record. The transcript is spliced from 3 exons.